Molecule: messenger RNA, 7718 nt
Organism: Camelus dromedarius (Arabian camel)
Lineage: Eukaryota; Metazoa; Chordata; Mammalia; Artiodactyla; Camelidae
Gene: PHLPP2
Product: PH domain and leucine rich repeat protein phosphatase 2
Exons: 19
Coding region: 45-4100 (1351 amino acids)
Molecular function (GO): protein binding
Source: RefSeq, a predicted model, not a curated record
GUCGCGCCGGCUGGGCGUCCCUGUGCAGCCUCUGCCAGCCGCCGAUGGGGGAGGUGGAGCCGGGGCCCGCGGGCCCGCUGGAGCCCCCGGAGCCGCCCGAAGCGCCCGCGAGCUGCCGGCCGGGCGGGAUUAGGGUCCUGAAGAGAAAUAUGAAACGCAAUGGGAGCAGAAACUGUUUGAAUAGGAGAAGUAGGUUUGGUUCUCGAGAGCGAGACUGGCUGAGAGAAGAUGUGAAGAGAGGCUGUGUUUACCUCUAUGGAGCGGACACGACCACUGCCACUACAACCACCACCUCCUCCACCACCUCCGACUUACAUCUUGUCCUUUGCACAGUGGAGACACCAGCAUCAGAAAUAUGUGCUGGAGAGGGAAGGGAAAGUCUCUAUUUACAGCUUCAUGGAGAUCUGGUCAGGAGACUGGAACCUACAGAACGACCUCUUCAGAUUGUUUACGAUUACUUAUCCAGGCUGGGGUUUGACGACCCUGUGCGCAUACAGGAGGAGGCUGCCAAUCCUGACCUCGGCUGCAUGCUUCGUUUUUAUGGUGAAAAACCAUGCCAGAUGGAUCAUCUGGAUCGAAUCCUUCUGUCUGGCAUCUAUAAUGUACGCAAGGGAAAGACCCAGCUGCAUAAGUGGGCUGAACGCCUGGUUGUUCUCUGUGGCACCUGCCUCAUCGUUUCCUCGGUGAAGGAUUGUCAGACUGGAAAGAUGCACAUUUUGCCUCUGGUUGGGGGAAAGGUAGAAGAAGUGAAGCGACGUCAGUACUCCCUUGCGUUCAGCUCAGCUGGAGCCCAAGCUCAGACCUAUCAUGUCAGCUUUGAGACUUUGGCUGAGUACCACAGGUGGCAACGGCAAGCAUCCAAGGUGGUGUCUCAGCGCAUCAGCACCGUCGACCUCUCGUGUCAAAGCCUUGAGGAGGUUCCUGAGCAUCUCUUCUACAGUCAAGAUAUCACCUACCUCAACUUGCGACACAACUUCAUGCAAUUAGAAAGACCAGGAGGCCUUGACACUUUCUACAAAUUUUCUCAGCUGAAGGGCCUGAACUUGUCCCAUAAUAAGCUUGGGCUGUUUCCUGUGUUGUUAUGUGAGAUUUCUACCCUGACUGAACUCAACCUCUCCUGUAACGGACUCCACGACCUGCCGAGUCAGAUUGGCAAUCUGCUUAAUCUUCAAACCCUCUGCCUUGACGGCAACCUCCUGACUACUUUACCUGAAGAACUGGGAAAUCUGCAGCAGCUUUCCUCCCUGGGAAUUUCCUUCAACAACUUUAGUCAAAUUCCUGAGGUUUAUGAGAAACUCACGAUGUUGGAUAAAGUGGUUAUGGCAGGAAAUCGAGUGGAGGUCCUCCACCUUGGGGUGCUGAACCGGAUGAGCCACAUCAAACAUGUCGAUCUAAGGAUGAACCAUCUGAAAACCAUGGUUAUUGAGAAUCUGGAGGGGAAUAAAUACAUCACCCACAUGGAUUUGCGGGACAAUCAACUGACUGACUUAGAUCUUAGCUCCUUGUGCAACUUGGAGCAGCUGCAUUGUGAGCGGAACCAGCUGAGGGAGCUGACGCUCUGUGGCUUUUCCCUUCGAACUCUCUACGCCAAUUCCAACAGGCUGACAGCAGUGAAUGUCUAUCCAGUACCCAGUCUACUCACUUCUCUAGAACUCUCCCGAAACCUGCUGGAGUGUGUCCCUGACUGGGCCUGUGAAACAAAGAAGAUAGAAAUACUAGAUGUGAGCUAUAAUCUUCUGACAGAGGUUCCAAUGAGAAUCCUUAGUAGCUUGAGUCUCAGAAAGCUGAUGGUGGGACACAAUCACGUGCAGAACCUUCCAGCGCUGGUGGAACACAUCCCUCUCGAGGUGUUGGAUAUUCAGCAUAACUUGCUCACCAGGCUGCCAGAUACCCUCUUCUCCAAGGCCUUAAAUCUCAGAUACUUGAAUGCAUCUGCAAAUAGUCUGGAGUCUCUGCCAUCUGCUUGCGCUGGGGAGGAGAGUCUUAGUGCGCUGCAGCUGCUCUACCUGACCAACAACCUCCUGACGGAUCAGUGUGUGCCGGUCCUGGUAGGGCACCCGCACCUGCGAAUCUUGCAUCUUGCAAACAACCAACUACAGACUUUUCCCGCAAGCAAACUAAAUAAAUUGGAGCAGUUGGAGGAACUGAACCUAAGUGGCAACAAGCUUAAAACCAUUCCCACGACCAUCGCAAACUGCAGAAGGCUGCACACACUGGUGGCGCACUCCAACAACAUCAGCAUCUUUCCCGAGAUACUGCAGUUGCCUCAGAUCCAGUUUGUAGACCUAAGUUGCAAUGACUUGACAGAAAUCCUGAUUCCAGAGACUCUGCCUGCUACUUUACAAGACCUGGACCUGACUGGAAAUACAAAUCUGGUUCUGGAACACAAGACGCUGGACACAUUUAGCCAUAUCACUACCCUGAAAAUUGAUCAGAAACCUUUGCCAACCACUGAUUCUACAGUUACAUCAACCUUCUGGAGCCAUGGACUGGCUGAGAUGGCUGGGCAGAGAAACAAGCUAUGUGUAUCUGCUCUAGCUGUGGAUAACUUUGCAGAGGGGGUGGGAGCUGUAUAUGGCAUGUUUGAUGGGGACCGAAAUGAGGAACUCCCUCGCCUACUCCAGUGUACCAUGGCGGAUGUGCUCUUGGAAGAGGUACAGCAGUCAACCAAUGACACAGUUUUCAUGGCUAACACCUUCUUGGUAUCUCACAGGAAAUUAGGAAUGGCUGGCCAGAAGCUGGGCUCCUCUGCCCUCCUUUGUUACAUUCGCCCUGACACUGCCGAUCCAACGAGUAGUUUUAGCUUGACUGUGGCCAAUGUUGGCACAUGCCAAGCAGUCCUGUGCCGAAGUGGGAAACCGGUGCCUCUCUCUAAAGUCUUUAGCCUGGAACAGGACCCGCAGGAGGCUCAAAGGGUGAAGGACCAAAAAGCCAUCAUAACAGAGGACAACAAAGUGAAUGGGGUGACCUGCUGUACCCGGAUGCUGGGCUGUACGUACCUCUACCCCUGGAUCCUCCCCAAACCCCACAUAUCUUCCACUCCACUUACCAUUCAAGAUGAGCUGCUGAUUCUGGGAAACAAAGCAUUGUGGGAACACUUGUCGUACACAGAAGCUGUCAAUGCAGUACGCCGUGUGCAAGACCCAUUAGCAGCUUCCAAGAAGCUAUGCACAUUAGCCCAGAGCUAUGGUUGUCAGGACAAUGUGGGGGCGAUGGUGGUUUAUUUGAACAUUGGUGAGGAAGGCUGCACGUGCGAAAUGAAUGGGCUCUCCCUCCCAGGACCUGUGGGAUUUGCUCCAACCACCAUCAUCAAGGACCCGCCCAAGCCAACCACUCCUUCCUCUAGUAGCGGCAUUGCCUCCGAGUUCAGCAGCGAGAUGUCCACCUCAGAGGUGAGCAGUGAGGUGGGAUCCACUGCUUCUGAUGAACACAACACAGUUGGCCUGGAUGCUGGCUUGCUUCCAAGGCCAGAGAGGCGCUGCAGCCUCCACCCAAUGUCCACCUCGGGGGUUUUUCAGCGUCAACCUUCGUGUGCAACUUUCUCGAGUAACCAGUCUGACAACGGCCUGGACAGUGACGAUGACCAGCCUGUUGAAGGGGUCAUAACAAAUGGCAGCAAGGUGGAAGUAGAAGUGGAUAUCCACUGCUGUAGGGGAAGGGAUCUUGAUAACUCUCCCACUCUUAUGGAGAACCCUCCUGCCCCGUGUCCCGAGGAGCGUGCUAGAGGAUUAUUUUUUGGGAUCCGAAGACAGAACAGUGUGAAUAGUGGCAUACUUCUACCAGUGAGCAAGGACAAGACAGAGUUACAGAAGUCUCCUUCCACCUCCUGUCUCUAUGGAAAGAAACUCUCCAAUGGCUCCAUCGUGCCCCUGGAAGACAGCCUGAACCUCAUUGAAGUGGCCACAGAGGCACCCAAGAAAAAAACUGGCUAUUUUGCUGCCCCAACUCAGCUGGAGCCAGAGGACCAGUUUGUUGUACCUCGUGACCUAGAAGAAGAAGUAAAAGAACAGAUGAAACACCACCAGGAAUGCAGGCCUGAGCCUGAGCCCAGUGAAGAGGAUCGGACCGAGCUCCUGGAGGAGUUUGACACAGCGCUGUAGCCCUCCCCUGGGAGCUGCGGCACCGGGGAGGCGGUGGUGUUGGUGAGGGGACCCUGUCAGGGGCAUCUUGCCUCUGCAUUUCUAAACCAUAAAUGGGGGAGGGGGGUAGAACUCAGAGCCAAAAAUGGUGAAAGCUGUCAGGGUCUUGCUCUGGAAAAGCUAGUAAACACCAUCAGUGUUAAGUUUCACAUCUGACCCGUGUUGGAAUUCCCAGAGUUGCUGGGAAGCAAGCAGACGUUGCUCUGUGUCAGUCCUACCACCUGCCAUUAAUCCUUUCUCUCCUAGGAUAAUUUUGAGAAUUUGCCUGCCUGGGCAGGAAAGGGACCAUUUCUGUGGAGGAAAUAACUGAAGAUCGAUUCCCUUUACUGAUUGCUGCUGACGGAUCUCUGUGACAGAGAAAUCACCUUCUAUCUCAACCUAACUGAUGGGAUGUGAUGUGACUAGUCACAUGGCUUUUCCUUCUUCUCUACGAGAAUACAGCCUAUUGAAACGACGUUUAUUGGAAAUAUAGAACCAAUCAAACAGAUAAUUUAUGUAUGUAAUGUAAUGAGAGCACUUUUCAUUGACUGUGAACUUUUUAUUUUUGAAUCUGCACUCGAGCCAAUCUUCUUAGAGGCAGCCCGGCAUGUUUGUCCACAGGCAGGAUGACCAUCGGGGGUUGGAACCGGCUCUGAGGGUACUAGGACAGGCCCUGGGAGAUGGACUCAACUGUUGGCUGUCAGACUGUGAAAGUUCCUGAGAAACUUGGGGGAGUAGGAUCUUUUUGGGGGAUGAAGAUGGGAAGGAGUGAGGACUACUUCCCUCCAGAUCACAAAAGAGAAUAAUUCCUUGCCAUAUGUGACACCUGCUAGGAAUCUCCCAGCAGAUCACAGGAGGGGCACUUGGGGGUUGGCCUCUUUCCAUAACACGCGGUGGAGUUGGCAGUCGGCCUCGCAGGAUGUAGGGCCGAGGCUGAUGCUGCUCACAUCCAAGAAACCUCGAGUUAUAGCAGACGACUCUGAACAGACUGAGGCUGAACGAUAGCAGAUGGAUGGAGCCUGCAGGUUAGACACGUUCCUUCUCUCACUCUCAAGCAGAGGGAUGGUUUUCUAAAAAGUGAGUAGAGGGUUCACCUCCUCCAGAGUCCUCUUCCAAAAACUGCUUAUCCACCUCACAUGGUUUCAGAGUACUGGGCUCAAUUACUGAAGGACUUAAUUGAGAAAAUCCUAAGCUUACAGAAGACCUGGUUUACUGUAUUUUUUGCACAUUCCAUGUAACCCUAGCAAAAUGCAGUUCCUUUUAUAUUUCUGUUCUAUGCCUUUUCCAUUAGGAGAUUUACUUAGGAAAAUUAAUUCCUUUUUAUUCCUACGAAGUUUUGACAUUGCUUGAUUUUACCCAAUGGGGAAUGUGCUUUGAAUUUUUAGAAUACUUUCACAAUUAAAAAGAAAAUAGAAUGGAACCACUUUUGUUUCACGAGAAACAAUAUUAAAGAUAGGGUUGAUCUAUACAUAUACAUGUAGGGUUUUUUUGUUUUUGUUUUUAUGUUUUUGUUAAAGCAGUAGUAGCAAACCAGAUGACCUGUCCACAAAUGAUUAUGUAUCUUCAUCUUCUCAGAGGCCCCAUGCCCGCGUGUGUGUAUCAGUGGGGUACACUCUUAGGGGAUUCCAUACCAAUGGCUGUCUAAUUUUCAACCCCUCAAGAAUCGGAAUUUGAGUCCCCAGAUUGUCAGGAACUUCUGUGUCAAACUACUGGUUAGCUACUGAAAAAUUUUAGAACUCAGGUCUUGAUUUGAAAUGGAGAACAUAGUGGUUUAUGCAAAGUUCAGGUGCUGUUAGAAAGAUGGGAACAAUAGCGUGUUGCCGCCUUAUUUUUAUAUGGAAAAAUGGGGGGGGAUGAAGGAAAAAUGAAAAUGAAGGAAAAACUCAAGAUGAUAGUGAUGGAAAUUAUUUUGGGAAUAUACCACUUUAAUAGCAUAGUUAAAAUUGUCUUAAAAAUUGUCCUUUAUCUGUGAACCCUUUUCUUGUCUUCUCUUUGUUUCCCACCCUACUAAUUGGAACCAGCACAAAACCCAGUUACAGAAUGACUUUACUAAAAGUAAAUGUAUUUAUUUACUUUUUAGUCAGAAGAACUCUAAAAUUCCAAAUGUUCUUUUGUAUGGUAGAUUUAUGUUCAGGAAACAUUAGGUUGUAUCGAAACCCUUUAAUAUAGGCCAUACCAAAACUGACUAUUCUUUUUUAUAACUUCCUUUAAUUCAUUUCCCUCUAUAAUUGCUCUGUGUUUAGACAGAGGAUAAAAGGCCAUAGCCCAUCACCAAAAAUACACAGAACUCUUGACCUAUGAAGUCAUUUACUUCUGAUCUGAUUAGAUUCUCAGAUGGUGAAAGCCAGUAAUCUGUCUCCAGGUGAAUGUAAUCUCCUUCCCAGGACUUUACCCAGAGGAUGUGUUCCCCAGGUGGGCAGAGGCCCAUUGAUCUCUAGCCCAGAGAUUCCGGCCUCUGCAUGAUUCUCAGGUCCCUGUGUGUAUCUCCCAUUUAAUAGAGAUGCUUAAGAGAAUUUCUGAAAGGAAAAAAACCAAAAAACAAAAAAUUUCUGAAAGGACAUCACUUCUUCUUAGGGGAGCAGUCUAGAAGUCCCAUGGAAGAAAGAAAAAUACACAAGUCUUGGCCACCAUGGUAUUUUGAUUUUUAUCCAAGUAGAUUGGAAAUAUAUUUGAAAGUUUGAAUGCUAGUAUGUCAUAAAGCUACCAUGCUACCAUAAGGGUCACUGAAUUAUCACUCCUCAAACAUGUGAGUGAGGGCUUUAUUAUACUACUGUAGAGUGUGUGUGUGCAAUAAGUUGAUGAAUUCAUUUUCCUGGUGUAUAGAAGAGCCAGCACGAGCAGCUUGGUAAUCAUUGGGUGCUAUUUUAAUUGUUUGUAGCGAGUACUGUUUUCUAGAAGAUGGAGCCAGUUAGGUUUGGCUGAUCUACUGAAUAUCAAAGGAUGCCCUUCUUUUCAUGUAGACUUUCAGCAAAAGCAGGUACUUGGAAGCCACAGGCUCACCUUCUCUAUCUACUCAAUAAUUACUAAUGAAGAGACCUCCAUAAGGGAGCACUUGGCUGUUAUUGAUAAAUGUACCAAUUAUUAAAUAAUUAGUCUCCAAGCCAUUCGGUGAUGUCUGCAGCAUCACUGUAGAACUGUCUUGUGUCACUUUUUACUUCCCCCUGGGUGGGGCCUUUCAGACUCCCCAGUCAUGGAGGCAAGUUAAUCUUUCUCUCCAGUUAGUGACUUUUGCUCCAUAGUUGGGUAAGCACUUACUAGAUUGAGAAAAGCAGCUACAGUAAAUCCUGCUCUGUUUCCCUCAUUUGGUGAUCAUUCAGUCACACAUAAGCUCUUUGUAUUCUAAAUUUCCAUGCACUUCUCCCAGACGCUGUAGGGUUUUCUCUCACUGUUGCCAGUGGAUGCCAUCCAGACAGUGAGUUCAUAUCUAUUGGUUUUGUGCAAUCAUUGUCGUAUUGUAGUCCUAAGACUCAUUAUAGUGUAUUUUUGAUAUUUUUGAAAUGUGUUAAAUUUUUUAAUUCAAUAAUAUGAGCCAGAGCAUGUUGCAGCAAAUCUAUUGUUUGUAAAAAAUAACAAUAAUGAUAAUAAAUAAAAUAAAAUGGA